Molecule: messenger RNA, 1665 nt
Organism: Penicillium samsonianum
Lineage: Eukaryota; Fungi; Ascomycota; Eurotiomycetes; Eurotiales; Aspergillaceae
Product: glycoside hydrolase family 72 protein
Exons: 4
Coding region: 1-1665 (554 amino acids)
Biological process (GO): fungal-type cell wall (1->3)-beta-D-glucan biosynthetic process
Cellular component (GO): cytoplasm; fungal-type cell wall
Molecular function (GO): 1,3-beta-glucanosyltransferase activity
Source: RefSeq, a predicted model, not a curated record
AUGACUGACCCGGGUACAGGUAAGAUGCGAAUCCAUCUUGUUCUAGCGGGAUUAUUCCUGCUGUUGGCUGGUGCCAUAGCCAGUGUUCCUCAAAUCGAGAUCAAAGGAUCUAAGUUCUUCUAUGCAAACAAUGGCACGCAAUUUUACAUCCGUGGUAUAGCCUAUCAGGAGGACUACAAUGCCGCCGGAGCCACAGGUACCGGUCAAUCAACUGAGACUCACUACACUGAUCCUCUGGUGGACGUCUCUCGUUGCGAACGUGAUAUCCCGUACCUCCAGCAAUUGCGGACCAACGUCAUCCGAAUCUACGCUGUUGACCCAACCAAAAACCACGAUGCUUGUAUGCAGAAAUUGGCCAAUGCAGAAAUUUAUGUUAUCGCCGAUCUCUCGUCUCCUCAGUUGUCGAUUACCUCCAACUCGCCAACUUGGACCGUUGCACAAUACGAUCGAUACACUGCCGUGGUUGAUGCAUUGCACCAGUAUGACAAUGUGAUUGGAUUCUUUGCCGGGAACGAGGUUGUGAACAAAGUCAACGAAACGAUUGGUUCAGCAUUUGUCAAAGCAGCAGUGCGCGACAUGAAAUCCUAUGUCAAAGCAAAGGGAUACAGAAAGUCCUUGAGCUUUGGAUAUGCGACUACCGACCAGCCAGACUUUCGCAACGAGCUGUCCGACUAUCUCAGCUGUGGAGAUCAGUCUACCGCCAUCGACUUCUUCGGUUACAACAUGUACGAGUGGUGUGGGAACAACACGUUCCAGGGCUCUGGUUACAAAAACCUCACAGAGCAGUACAAGGAUUACCCUGUCCCAAUAUUCUUCUCCGAGUAUGGAUGCAAUACGGUCAGGCCUCGCAAGUUUGGCGACAUUUCUGCGAUCUUCGGACACGACAUGGAAGAUGUCUGGAGUGGUGGCAUUGUCUACAUGUACUUUGAAAGUACCAACAACUACGGCCUCGUCUCUGUCGACGGAAAAUCUGUCAGCACCCAGCCAGACUUCAGCUAUUACUCCAAGGAAAUUCAGACUGCGACUCCCAGCGGUGUCAACAGCGGCAGUUACACCCCCACAAACUCUCCGCACGCGUGUCCCACCGUCAAUGACAUGUGGUUGGCAAAGUCCAGUCCCCUACCACCUUCUCCGAACAAAGACCUGUGUUCAUGCAUGGUGGACAGUCUCUCGUGUGUAGUCAGUCAAUCUCUGCAUGCAGAUCAAUACGGUACCUUGUUCGGUACAGUGUGCAGAAGCGACAAGAGCGCCUGCGAUGGAAUUUCCGAGAACGCAACCACGGGACAGUACGGUGCCUACAGCAUAUGCGCCAGCAAAGAUCAACUCUCCUAUGUCUUCGACCGCUACUAUCAAGACCAGAAGAAGGAUCAGUCGGCGUGCGAUUUUAAGGGAGCAGCGUCAAUUCAGUCUGCCAAGGAUCCUUCUGGAAGUUGCAAGGCACUUCUCAGCCAGGCUGGCACAGCUGGAACAGGCCAGGUUACAGGUGGAAGACCAUCCAAAUCCCAAGGGACAAGUGCCUGUCUGUUGACGAAAUCCGAUGGAUUGUUUAUCCUGAUGAUGUUCAUUGCAUCCGCGGUUGUCAGCUUCUUGCCCCACGGUACCAUCCGCAGGGCCCUCCUAUAUCCACUUGCUGAUAAUAGGCGCAUUCUCGAUCGGAUCCAUUAA